Molecule: messenger RNA, 653 nt
Organism: Tupaia belangeri chinensis (Chinese tree shrew)
Lineage: Eukaryota; Metazoa; Chordata; Mammalia; Scandentia; Tupaiidae
Gene: CALML6
Product: calmodulin like 6
Exons: 6
Coding region: 1-537 (178 amino acids)
Cellular component (GO): myosin II complex
Molecular function (GO): calcium ion binding
Source: RefSeq, a predicted model, not a curated record
AUGAAGCUGGGAGUGUCAGGAGGUAGAGCUCUGGGGAAGCAGGAAGCGAAUCCUGUGAGCAACAGCCAGACAGAGCGCCUUUCACCUGAGCAGAUCAAGGAGUACAAGGGAGUCUUUGAGAUGUUCGACGAAGAGGGCAACGGGGAGGUGAAGACUGGCGAGCUGGAGCGGCUCAUGAGCCUGCUGGGCAUCAACCCCACCAAGAGUGAGCUGGCUUCGAUGGCCAAGGACGUGGACAGAGACAACAAAGGGUUCUUCAACUGCGACGGCUUUCUGGCACUGAUGGGGAUUUACCAUGAGAAGGCCCAGAACCAGGAGGGCGAGCUUAGGGCGGCUUUCCGUGUCUUUGACAAGGAGGGCAAAGGCUACAUUGACUGGAACACGCUUAAGUACGUGCUCAUGAAUGCUGGUGAGCCCCUCAAUGAGGUGGAGGCCGAGCAGAUGAUGAAGGAGGCCGACAAGGAUGGGGAUGGGACCAUCGACUAUGAGGAGUUCGUGGCCAUGAUGACCGGAGAGUCCUUCAAGCUGGUCCAGUAGGAGCACCUGCUAUUGCCAUGGGAGGCCUGCCGGCAGAGGGCCGCUGCCCGCUGCUGCUUGCCCUGCUGCCCUCCCCAACACCUUCUGCCUCCUGCUCUGUGACAAAUAAAUGCUCU